AAAACCAUACACACAGCGGCAGAAAGGACGAAGAAGACGUUGAGAGGGCUCCUUUCUCAGAAGAAGUAAACAACGAAUCUUCUGCAGAAAGAGCUGUAGACUCUGUUCAAGAAUCAGUUGCAGAACAAACACCUGAAUUAUCUGGCAAAGAACCGGAAAAGGAGAAGCAUUUCCCAAUUCCUGAAGGAUUAGCACCAGCACCUGAAGAUUCGGCUGCUUUCUUAGAAGACGUAAACAACGAAUCUUCUGCAGGAAAAGAAGAAUCAGGCGCAGAUUCACCUCCUUCUUCGGCUCCUUUCUUAGAAGAAGGAAACAACGAAUCUUCUGCUGAAAAAACCGUAGAAUCUGUUAAAGAAUCAGUCGCAGAUCCACCUCUCAAUUCUCAAGUACAAACACCUGAAUUAUCUGGCGAAGAACCAGAAAAGGAGAAUCAUUCCCCAAAUCCUGAAGGAUCAGCACCAGCACCUGAAGAUUCGGCUUCUUUCCUAGAAGAAGUAAACAACCAAUCUUCUGCAGGAAGAGAAGAAUCGGGCGCAGAUUCACCUCUUUCUUCGACUCCUUUCUUAGAAGAAGGAAACAACGAAUCUUCUGCUGAAAAAACCGUAGAAUCUGUUAAAGAAUCAGUCGCAGAUCCACCUCUCAAUUCUCAAGUACAAACACCUGAAUUAUCUGGCGAAGAACCAGAAAAGGAGAAUCAUUCCCCAAAUCCUGAAGGAUCAGCACCAGCACCUGAAGAUUCGGACAGUGAAAUCAAGUCUCCAGAAUCCAAAGAAGAGGAAGAGAAUGAUAAUAAGGAAGACGAUGACAUUCGCACAGGAUCGUUAUUGCAGGGAUCUAUAGCUGAACAAUCAACAUCUCUAGCUGUACAAUCAUCUGAAGAUUCAAACUGUGAAACCGAAAAUUCACAGAACAAGGAGAAGGAUAAAAUCCAAGAGUUCUUGUCGGAAAUUGACGAAGAAAGUGGAUCGGAAGCUGAACCAUCAACAUCAACAUCAACAUCCAAAGAUUUAGACCGUGCAUCCUUAUAUUCAGAUUCCGAAAAACAAAGUGACGGAGAAUCUGACCAAUCAGCUGAAGAUUCAAACCGCGAUUUGAACGAAGAAGAGCGAGGCCCCAGGAAGUCUAAAAAAAAGGAGUAUACUAUAACACCGCGCCCAUGGCAAGGAGUCGAAUCGCAAAGUGACUCAGAAUCUGAACAAUCAGCUGAAGAUUCAAACCGUGAUUUAAACGAAGAAGAGCGAGGCCCCAGGAAGUCUAAAAAAAAGGAGUAUACUAUAACACCACGCCCAUGGCAAGGAGUCGAAUCGCAAAGUGACUCAGAAUCUGAACAAUCAGCUGAAAAUUCAAACCGUGAUUUGAACGAAGAAGGGCGAGGCCCCAGGAAGUCUAAAAAAAAGGAGUAUACUAUAACACCACGCCCAUGGCAAGGAGUCGAAUCGCAAAGUGACUCAGAAUCUGAACAAUCAGCUGAAGAUUCAAACCGGGAUUGGAACCAAGAAGAGCGAGCGCUCAGGAAUUGGCCCACCAAUCAAGCUAGUGACUCAGAAUCUGAUCAUUCAACAUAUGGAUACCCACACUUAACCAAUCGGCAAGUAAUUGAAAUCAGGGAAUAUAUCGCAUCGGGCCGCUUUGAAGAAUCACAUGAAUUUGAAUCUGAUAGUGAAGCUUCUACUGUCAAAUUCGAGCCACCAUCAGACAACGAGGAAGAGGAACCAAACCCUGAUGUUUCAGUAGAUCUUUUAGACAGACAGCACUCAGAAAAUUUAAAUUUUUUCUCAGAAUCCGAAGAAGAGGAGCCUGCUCAAGUAGACGAUAAUUAUAAAUCCCCAAAAGCGCCUUUAGAAUCUAGGAAAGUUGUGGAAUCAGAAGAAGAUACUGCGGACGAAGAUUCAGAGGAGGAAAGACAGCCUUGUUUUUCAGAAGCUGAAGAAGAGGAGCAUGAUCAACUAGACGAUAAUUAUUAUAAUUCCCUAGAACCACCUUUAGAAACUGAGCGAGUUGUGGAAUCAGAACAAGAUACCGAGGACGAAGAUUCUGAGGAAGAAGAACAGGAGCCUUUUUCUCCAGAAGAUCGUCACACAGAUACCGAUACCGAUACUGACUCGGAUUCCGAUCCAGACGAUAAACGCGAACCUUCUAGCUCUGAGGAAAGCAACGUAGAGCAACGCCAAAAUCCUAAGGGCGGCGGAGAAGACAACGACGAAGACCAGACUUCAACUUCUCACGCGGACGGAGAUCAAGGUGCAGAUUCUGAGGAAGCUAACGAUUCCACACCUUCUGACUACCAGAAGAAGGAGAGAGCUCCAAUUUUGAAAGAGAACGAUACCCCAUCAGAGUCUGAAUCAGAUUCGGGUAUAUCAUUGGGUUCAGAUAUUACUACUGCUACUGCCUUACAACGAACUGCACGCAAAAGAAAAUCGCCAUAUUGCUGGGAGGAGCGCAGCAAAGUUAAGUGCAGGAAACUCGAUCUUCUUUGCUGGAUUCAAGAGAAGCGGGACAAGUGCGAGCCGAUGCAAAACGAAAUGGUCAGCAUACCGGUGGCCAACUUGAACGGCGGCCUUAAGGCGGCCAGCAGCGGAUCCGGAGUGGGUGUGGCGGCCACGGGCGGUGUCGUCUCCUCGGCGGUGCUGGCCAAUGCGCCACGUGUCUACCUGACGCCCUCCUCCACCUUCAUGGCCAAUCGUCAGGCGACGGCUGGCAUGGUGGCGGCCACGGGUAAGCUCAGCGGAUCAUUGAUAGGCGGCGGCAUCGGCGGCAUCGGCGGUGGCGGCGGUGGCGGCGGCGGCACAACAACAAUGGUCGGCGGCACCUCAUCUGCCGCCGGCACCGUUCGUUACUUUUCGCAAUUCAGCAAAGUGCAAACGGCCGGCGGACCCAGUCUGCAGCGAAAACUGGUCAACGGCGACACCAUUGUGCUGGCCAAUGGCAACAAGGGUCUGUUCCUCACCAGCAGCAGCAGCAGCAACAGCGACAGGGCCACGGUGCUGUCCACCAUUGCCGCCAAUGGCAAUUGUUCGCUGCAGGCCAAAACGGAGCUCUUGGAGGAGGAGGACAUGCAGCCGGGAACUGUGAUCCAGGACGACGACGACGACGACGAGGAGGACGAGAUGGAGGUGGAUGGUGAUGGGGAUGGAGAUGGAGAUGGAGAUGGAGAUGGGGAUGGUGAUUCGGACAAGGACGAGGACGAGGACGACGAGGAGAAGAGCAAACGCAGUGCACCACAGGAUCAGCCACUGGCACUGACCACCAACUCGGCGGAGGGCAACGCCUCCGACGAUGAGCCCGAGCUGGACAUUGUGAUCAACAAUGUGGUCUGCUCCUUCAGCGUGGGCUGCCAUUUGAAGCUACGUGAUAUUGCCCUCCAGGGCUCGAAUGUGGAGUAUCGUCGCGAGAACGGAAUGGUGACCAUGAAGCUGCGCCAUCCCUACACCACGGCCUCGAUUUGGUCGUCGGGCAGGAUCACCUGUACGGGUGCCACCUCCGAGUCAAUGGCCAAAGUUGCGGCUCGUCGCUAUGCCAGAUGCCUGGGCAAGCUUGGGUUUCCCACUCGCUUCCAGAACUUCCGGAUUGUCAAUGUGCUGGGCACCUGCAGCAUGCCGUGGGCCAUCAAGAUUGUCAACUUCUCGGAGCGUCAUCGCGAGAAUGCCAGCUACGAGCCGGAAUUGCAUCCCGGUGUGACCUACAAGAUGCGUGAUCCCGAUCCAAAGGCCACCCUCAAGAUCUUCUCCACCGGUAGCGUAACCGUCACAGCGGCCAGCGUAAGCCAUGUGGAGUCGGCCAUCCAGCACAUUUAUCCGCUGGUCUUCGAGUUCCGCAAGCAGCGUUCGCCGGAGGAGCUGCAGCAUUUGCGCCAAAAGCAACGACAGCAAACCGGUGGCGCCGAUCCCAACGAGCUGGAGAGCCAGGUCGUCUCCGAGAACAAGGUGGCCGCCCAGGAUAAUAUCUUUAUUAAUACAACGGCGGCGCACACGAAGCCGCUGCCGGGUGACAAUACGCCGGCCACCUCGGGCAUCAUGUCCACCACUAUUGAUAGCACGGAGCGCCUUAAGCAGUUGGAGAGCUACCACCAGAUGAUGCAGCGUACGCAGGUGGAGCGUCGUCACAUACCCUUCCAGGGUGAGAAGGUAGCCUCCGCCUCCACCUCGGCAGCAGCCGCCAAAUCCUCGGGGGAUAAUAUCUGUGCCAAUGCUCGUCGCCGGGCCACCGAAUGCUGGGCCACCAAGCUGCAGAACAAGCGUCCGCGUUACAAUGAUCCCGGCACUACGGGCAGCGUUAAUAAUGCCUCGGGCACUGCUGCCACCACCUCGUCAUCAUCAUCAGCCUCAGUCUCAGCAUCAGCAUCAGCCUCAGUCGCCUUCAAUGUUGCCUCAUCGUCGUUGGGCAGCAACCAGUCGGCAUACCUGCGUAAUCCUCUCAAGACGGCCGCUCUGGCCAAUGCCCGUAUGCGCGGGGCCAAGGUGCCAACGGGCAUGGUGCUCAAGCCGGGCACACGUAUUGCACCCACCAGUGGCUUCCUGCACCAGCACCAGCAGCAGCAUCUGCAACAUCAGCAGCAGCAGCAACAGCAGCAGCAACAACUACAACAACAACAGAAGAUGAUGCGCCAGACCAGCUUCUCGCCCAGCGAUUUCCAGGUGGACGACUUGAUCGAGGAGGAGGACAGGAACGAGUUGGACCUGCUCCAGUAUUAAGCUACUAGCGCUGGCCAUGCCAAAACAUUUAAAACUUAAAUAAGAGAUGGAUGGAAACACACACACACACACGCACGCACGAUGAAACAAACAAACAACGUGCCACACAAAACAAACAACAAAACACAGAAAACUAAACGAAUCGAAUUGAAACGAAUUGAAACACACACAAACACAAAGCCCAGAGAGCUUUUCACCCAAUUCGUUUGUUCGUUCGUUUAAGCCAUUUUUCAUCACACAUUUGUUUGUGUUCGCCGCAUUUAAACGAACUCGAGGAAGAACAAGACGCUGGUCCGAAAACAAAAAAAAUUGAGAUGGAAGAGCAAUCAAACAACAUGAAUCCAAAGCGAAACUAAAAUUCCCCAUCCAGCAACACCAACAAAAACAAAAUCAACAACAAAACGAAGAGCCAAAUAUUUAACUUAUAAGAUUUACGUUUAAACGACUAUAACUUAAAUAAGCACGCAGAAACAAAAAAGCAUAUAGCAUAUAAAUUAUUUCGACCCCGAAAUAUCCCCUGCAACCUCAAAAACAUCCAUAUGGUAAACACACAGAGCUUACCACAACGUAAAUUUAAGUGUAGACUUAAAACUGACAGCAAAAUACGCGUUAUGAAAUACGUAUGCCAGCGUCUUACGUAAUUUAUGUGAGCAAGACCACCGCCUAAACAAAUACUGUAAACCUAAAUGGAUCGCAUUAUAAUGGAUCCGCACACAUACGACUUAUCAAAAGCAAGCAGUGCGAGGCGAGCAAGCAGUUGGCAGUCAAGCAGUUUGGAUCGCACGCUUACUUUAUUGUUUGAACUUAAAUUCAGACCAAGUUCUUCCGAAACAAACCAAAAUUCUCAAGCAAAAACAGGAAGAAGAGACAAGAGAAAACACUAGAAUAAUUACACUAAUUAACUGAUAAACAAACAACUAAUUAACUUUUCAUGUAUCUUCAUCCAAUUUUUUUUGUUUUCGAUCUAAGUUUUAUAUGCUAUAAGCGCUUCGUGUGAAGCAAAAGAAACAAAAGAAACAAAACAAAACCACAUUUCAAUACAAUUAUAAUUAUAUUAUAAUACACACACAACCAAUAUCUGGUCAAUAUUAAACCAAUAAUAACAAAUUAAAACUUCAGCAAGUAAAUAUUUUUAGUUUAUGAUAGUAGUUUUUGGGUUAUGCAUAAACUCGUCGAAUUAAGCAUACAUUGACGUAGGUAAAAACAAUAGUGAAUUCGGGAAUUAGGUUUAUGCAACACUUAGAAACUAUUAUCAUAUAUAUUCGUAUGUAGUAGUGUGUUUUUAUUUUUAUUUCGCAUUAUUUUAAAGAAACGAAAGUGGAAGCAACUUAAGCGUAGAUUUACAAACUUGUUCCUGUGUUGUUAAAAUCAGAAAGUAAAUCCGAAUCAUAAGCAAUAAUAUAAUGUUUUUGUUGUAAAAGAGGUAAAAAUUUAAAAAGAAAAUACUCACGUUAAACAUAAAAUAAACUCUCUAGAUGUUUUGGCGUGCCUUCACCCAUAAAUAGGAAAAAAGAGAUACGAUAGCCAAUUGUACAAUCAUUGAAAUAGUACUUCCAGACCAGAGCCCGAACUUUGUACAUAUAUAAACCCAAAAUUGAUGUUUUCCAAUUAAACGUGAAUUGCCUCGUUCUUUACAUCAACUUUCAAUUUCUUUUGUGCUUGACAUAGAACAAACUUUCAUAUCGUUCAACUUAUGCAUAAUCAAAAUAUCUUAAAAAAACAAAAUGUAAGAAAUAUCAAUGUUUUUCUUUAAUAAUUUAAACAUUUCUUUAAAAAAUGUAUUUUUGAUUUGCAUAAACGAAAUCGAGAAAUGAAAAUGCCUUUAGGGAACAAAUAACUAGCGCGGAAAGGAAAGAGAUAGGUUUAGGUAUAGUGAAAGAGAAAGAUAAAGAGAAGGAGAAGGAUAUUGACCAGAUCGGAGCCGAAAUGUAUUUUUUGUGUAUGCGAAUGUGGAUAGGUCGAAACAGACCCGAACGUGUUACAAUUGCAAAAUUAACUAGCCACUAAGCUUAGUCCUAAGUUAGUUGAGAAACGGAAUACUAAAUUGUAAGCCAAAAUGCAUAUAGCAAUCUAAAUGUACAUAAAAUAGUUGUUAACAAAUCACAAAACAAACAAAAGCAAGAAACCAACAAUAGAGUAAAGUCUUCACGUGUAACUGCCUUCGGAAAUUACAAAGAACGAAUGAAAAUCCAUUUAAAUGCGGGAAGUAAUCUGUUAAUCACGAUUGUAAAUUACUUCAAUUGAACCUAGUACUUUCACCCGAUUUUUGUUUAAACAACAACAACAACAACAACCAUCAACAAACAGACAGAUCGAAAGGCCUAAAUAAGUGUAUUUGGUUUCAUGAACUUUAAAAAAGCAAAACUAAAUAUUAAUAUAGUAUACAGAUAUAUUUUUGAUUAUUAUGUAUUUAAAGGAGAACAAUGAAAUGAUGCAAGUAUCGAUGAUAACUAAGAAAAAAAACAAAUUAAGAAAUCAAAUAGCAUAAUUCUGUUUUUGUUUUGCCGUAAAGACUGCAUUAUACCAACAAUUAAUUAUAUACAAAAUAAUAAAUAAAUAACUGAUAGAGCUGGCGAGCAAGCUUUGCAUUAAGCAGAGAACAAAACGGAUAAAUAAAUAUUAAAUCAAACAGAAAAUAUCUAAAAAAAAAAAACAACAAAACAAAACAAAACAAAACAUGGAAAACAAAACCAAGAAACAUUUAUUUAUUAGAUCCUAAGAAAACAGAGAGAAGUUUUCGCCAGCGGAGAUCGAGUCAGGCCAGAGGCGGACCUUAAAGGUCUCGCAUCCAAUACGAAAAGCAAGAUGAAAUUACCUUACCAAAACGUGCUAGCCCCCAAUCCACCACAAUCCAUGGUAAUUCGGUGGGAGAGUCUACAAAAGUCUAUAAUAAGGCGAGAAUCGGAAUAAUUAAAACUACCGUAUGAUAAAUCAAUUACCAACUAGCUGGCUAACUUAUAUCCACUAAGAUUUAUAGUUCCCCCUAAUCCCUGAAACUAGUUCUAAGUGCAUAAGUUGAAA
Molecule: messenger RNA, 7712 nt
Organism: Drosophila elegans
Lineage: Eukaryota; Metazoa; Arthropoda; Insecta; Diptera; Drosophilidae
Gene: Trf2
Product: ankyrin repeat and KH domain-containing protein mask
Exons: 5
Coding region: 2511-4691 (726 amino acids)
Biological process (GO): DNA-templated transcription initiation
Molecular function (GO): general transcription initiation factor activity; DNA binding
Source: RefSeq, a predicted model, not a curated record